CUAUUUUGCCCGUCACCUAAUGCUAGUCAUCUCGCCGGUGCCUCCCCACAGCAUCAUGGAAAUGGGACCGCAUUACAACUCACUUGCGCCGCUGUUUCGCUAGCAGUCACCAGCUAGAAGGCGCAGCGUGAUAAUCAACGCGCGAGGCACCGGCAGUAGUCGCUGCAAGAUAAAGUUAUUAAUUCAUAAAUGACGAUAAGUGUGACAACAUCCGACCUUCCGUUUUCACUGACGGAUGGAGGGCCGCAAUACACGGCUUAGCUGACUUUUCGACUAACCCUGAAGGCUUUUCUUCCCCUCAUUGUCUCUCAUUUACUCGUGGCCAUAUCUACGCUAGCACCCUUUUUUGUUGUUGUAAAGCUACCAACUAUCUUCUUUUCGCCCCUUUCCAAACCAUUUCACACCAACCUGACUGAGAUGAAGUCUUUGCCGUUGUUUAGCGUCGUGUUUUGAGGUUAUAAUAAAAAGCACCCACUAACGAUCCUUCCCACUCGUGGGAAUGGUUCAGUCAGUGUUUGGCAAUGAAAUGGUGCGCGCGUACAUUAUACUUAUAAGUACCACCUUAGUCACAGUGUGUGAGUUUGUGUCGACUAAGUUGACAACGGUGUCAAACGAUCAUCAUGGGACUUCGGCACGCGCCUUCUACCGUUCGUUGGAUGAUAAUGGCUACAGCCCUACGCUGGCACUCAUCCUGCAGGAUUACAUGCUGAUCAACAGCACCGGUAUCAUAGCCUGGAGUAAUCCAACUUUUGCCUACUACGAUCAGCAGCUGAUCGAUGCCAUUCAACAGCAACUAGAGGUGGAAAAUGCACAAGAUCCGUACGAUCAGCACGAGCUGCAGGCAGAUCACGUUUCAUCCUUGCUACCACUGUACGGUGGACUGAAAUUUCUCACCUACUACUGUGGCCCUGGAAAUUGGUCCGUUGAUGGAAGCACAGUACAAAAUGCAUACUUUUCCAGCAUCGAUCAGUGCUGCAAACAGCACGACGAAUGUCCGGACACAAUUGUUGAACGCAGGGAUUAUCAACGGUACGAGGAUUUGCCGUACAAACCGCAAAUUUUUACCAGACUGCGGUGUAACUGUGAUGUUGAGUUUCUGAGCUGCUUACAAAAUAUAUCUACCUUCUUUUCCUACGCCGUAGCGUGGAUCUACACGAAGUUUCAGCACAACUGCUUCGACUACGAACACCCUGUGAUGGAAUGCACCGCGAAGAAAAAUGAUGGGUUGUUCACCGCAGAUCGGUGUUUAACGUAUAUGGUGGACAAUUCACAUGUCAAACGAUGGCAGUGGUUCGACAUACCGUACCUGAGCUCGAAUCUGUUGAUUUUCCCCGAGGUGGAAUACCGCUACGAGCUGGACUGGUUUAAUAUACUUUUCGAUCGUAAAAUUUCAAAGCCGUAACAUCUUUACACUCGCAACUUCUAACAGAUGUUAAUAGGGGGCAUUCAUGUUUGAUUUUGCUUUAAGUGCGUUAAGACAUUUUUAAGGAAGAUUACAACCACUGUAGAAUAAAAAAACCAAUCUUCUCUUGUAUCAAAAUAUCAAUAUUCAGCAUUAAGAAAUAAUGAGUAAGUCAAGAAUGCAAAGUUAUGCUUCGAUAAGGAUGGUGAAAAGAAAUGGCGUAUGGCGAA
Molecule: messenger RNA, 1632 nt
Organism: Anopheles funestus (African malaria mosquito)
Lineage: Eukaryota; Metazoa; Arthropoda; Insecta; Diptera; Culicidae
Exons: 3
Coding region: 500-1402 (300 amino acids)
Biological process (GO): arachidonate secretion; phospholipid metabolic process
Source: RefSeq, a predicted model, not a curated record